Messenger RNA from Scomber japonicus (chub mackerel), 2589 nucleotides. It is a transcript of the gene gpr155b, whose product is annotated as G protein-coupled receptor 155b. Gene Ontology annotation, biological process: transmembrane transport; G protein-coupled receptor signaling pathway. NCBI's taxonomy places the organism in Eukaryota, Metazoa, Chordata, Actinopteri, Scombriformes, Scombridae. Gene Ontology annotation, molecular function: G protein-coupled receptor activity. The record is from RefSeq and is a predicted model, not a curated record. Bases 148 to 2508 code for a protein of 786 amino acids. The transcript has 20 exons. Gene Ontology annotation, cellular component: membrane.
AAAAAACACCCAGCUUGUUCAAGCACGCAAGUCAGUCAAAUCUCACGCUUUUCUGCAUAAAAAGAUGGUCUUUUAAGUGACAUAGAGUGCUGAUAUUUCCCCCAGCCAUCACCUGACCCCUCUGGUAUCCCCCAUCCCGUCAUCACCAUGGAGACUGCCAACAACUAUGUGCUGAUCCAUGGGAAGAACAUCUCCCAUAAUACCCUGGCCGGCGCCGCUGCCGGGCCCCACAUGUCAAUCGACAAGCUUUUCCCGGCUUUGCUUGAGUGCUUUGGCAUCAUAUUGUGUGGCUACAUAGCUGGCAGGGCAGAUAUCAUCACAGGGAGCCAGGCUAAGGGUCUGGGGAACUUUGUGUCAAAGUUUGCUCUGCCAGCUCUGCUCUUUAAAAACAUGGUGCUGUUGGACUUUGGAGAUGUCAUCUGGGCGUUUCUCUGGAGUGUCCUGGUUGCAAAGGUGACGGUCUUUGUGCUGGUAUGUGUGCUGACACUGAUGGUGGCCAGUCCAGAAAACAGAUACAGCAAAGCCGGUCUGUACGCCAUCUUUGCUACGCAGAGCAAUGACUUUGCUUUGGGAUACCCGAUAGUUGAUGCUCUGUACCGGAGCACAUAUCCAGAGUACCUCCAGUACAUCUAUCUAGUUGCUCCAGUCUCCCUCAUGAUCCUCAACCCCAUUGGUUUUGCUCUUUGUGAAGUGCAGAAGUGGAGGCAGGCCAGCCAUCCACAACACAGCACAGCUGGCAUUGUGGGAGUUGUAGUGCUACAGGUGUUGAAAAACCCCAUAGUGUUCAUGGUGAUCGUGGGAAUCGUCUCUCAUUUUGCCCUGGACCAGCAGAUCCCAGCUGUGCUGUCAGAGUUCAUAGAUGGCCUGGCCAACUCUUUUGGAGGAGCAGCCUUGUUUUACUUGGGCCUCAGUAUGGUCGGGCAGCUUAGAAAACUAACCAGAGACACUGGAGUUGCCUUGAUUCUGCUCAUCACAGCCAAACUGCUGGUGAUGCCGUUGGUCUGUAAAGACAUGGUGGAUAUUCUGGACGUAGGAGUAAACAGCACGAAUGCCAACCACACCAGUUUGUCUAACUUUGCUUUCCUAUAUGGAGUCUUCCCAACCGCACCUAGUGUGGCCAUCUAUGCUUCACACUAUAACAUGGAGGUAGAGGUGGUAACAUCAGGGAUGGUAAUCAGUACAUUUCUCUCUGCGCCGAUCAUGUACGUGUCGGCUUGGUUAUUAACAAUCCCUCUGAUGGAUCCAACGCCCCUGGUGACAGAGCUUGAGAACGUUAGCUUCAACAUCAGCAUUGUCAGCCUCAUAGCACUGGUCUGGACUAUAGCCGUGAUGUUGCUCAGUAGGAAGUUUAACAGACUUCCUCACCUCUUUGCCUUAAAUCUUUUCCUGGCUCAGUUCCUGGUGUGUGUCAGUAUGAUCCUGUGGAACUUCUUAGUGAAACAAGAGGAUAAUCUGUUUGGCAAAAUUCUCACCUUCACUCUGCUCUACGGGUCUCUGUACAGCACAUACAUUUGGACAGGUUUAAUACCGCUGUGUCUGGCUCUGACUAACAGGGAUGAUCUGUUGAGACUGCGGCCAGGAGUCUUCAUGAUUUUGGGCUGGGGGGUUCCCUUUCUGAUGGUCGGCAGUCUCCUUCUAACUGGAGAGAGGACUGAUACCAUAGACUCUGCCUUCUUCUACGGCAGAGCUCAGAUAAUCAGUACAGCAGUGGUGCUUGCAGUUAGCUUGGUGCUUGGUGCAAUAUCUUUGAUGGGUCUCAGUCAAGGAGACAGGGAGCAGAGUGGCUACCAGGCCCUGAACAGAGCUGCUUUAACAGGCAUCAAUGAUGAGAUGAGGACCCCUGGUGGUGUGGAGGAUUCACAACAACAACAACAACAGCAGUCACAAACCGCCAAUUCCCCUGCCAGCAUCAACUCAGACCUCCACAGCUGUUCUCCUCUCCAGUCGUUACCUGACAUGAUCGCCAGCACGCAGAGGGAGCACACAAACAACACAGGUCACAUUGGGGAAUUGUGUGACGGGCAGCAGCAGCAGAGUUCGUCCUCCCCUUCAGAGCAGCCGCUGAACCUGCCACCACCUGCUGGGCUUCAAACCACCGACGACAAACAGACAGUCAGACACGUUCUACUCUGUCUGCUGCUCAUCGUCAGCCUGCUCGCGAACCUGUCCAGCUGUUUGUGGUGGUUGUUCAACAAAGAUCCAGGAAGACUUUAUCUUGAGCUACAGUUCUUCUGUGCGGUGGCAAACUAUGGACAGGGUUUCCUCUCUUUUGGGAUCUUUGGUUUGGACAGACACCUCAUCAUCCUGCCUUUCAAAAAGAGGUUGCUCAGCUUGUGGCAGGGCAGGGACAGUGAAGAGUUGAGUCCUUCAAGUGUACCAGAGGAGGUCAGACUUACCUGUACUCAGUUUGUCCGCUACCACAAAGACCAGUGUGUACAAGAUUUAGUUCACACACGCAGUGGCUCAGGGGAGAGUGUGAGCGCUUCGACAGGUGAAUCCUUCCUCUGAUAAUGACAGGUUUGGAGGAGGGGGAGGAGGAGGAGGACAGGAGGAGGAAGGGGGAAAUGGGCUUUUGAGACAUUCCCCUUC